Messenger RNA from Aethalodelphis obliquidens (Pacific white-sided dolphin), 5103 nucleotides. RefSeq names its product CD276 molecule (gene CD276). Gene Ontology annotation, biological process: T cell receptor signaling pathway; regulation of cytokine production. Gene Ontology annotation, cellular component: external side of plasma membrane. The transcript is spliced from 7 exons. Lineage: Eukaryota; Metazoa; Chordata; Mammalia; Artiodactyla; Delphinidae. The coding region runs from base 344 to 1723 and encodes 459 amino acids. The record is from RefSeq and is a predicted model, not a curated record. Gene Ontology annotation, molecular function: signaling receptor binding.
UGGGUCUGGACCCGGGUCAGGGGCGGGUCUCGGCCGGGUGCCCUGCCCAGCGGGCGGGCUCAGGCCUCUGCCCCAAACCUUCGCCGCGGGGCCAAUCCCGCCUCUGGGGCGCACCCGGGCCGCCUUUCCGGGCCUGCAGCUUCCUCCAGCCCGCCCCGCCCCUCGGACUCCCGGGGCCGCCCCCGGACCCCUUUCGCGCCCGGCCUCGCGGCGGCGGCGGCGGCGGCGGCGGCGGCGACUCGGCAGCGCUCCGCCGCGUCCCCGAGUCCCGGGAGUCAGGCGCGGCGCGGCAGGGGCAGCCUUCCACCACGGAGAGCCCAGCUGUCAGCUGCCUCACGGGAAGAUGCUGUGUGGACCGGGCAGCACGGGUAUGCGUGUGGCCACUGCCCUGGGAGUGCUGUGGUUCUGCCUCGCAGGCGCCGCAGUGGAAGUCCGGAUCCCUGAAGACCCCGUGGUGGCCCUCGUGGGCACUGACGCCACCCUGCGCUGCUCCUUCUUGCCUGAGCCCGGCUUCAGCCUGGCACAGCUCAACCUCAUCUGGCAGCUGACAGACACCAAACAGCUGGUGCACAGCUUCGCCGAGGGCCGCGACCAGGGCAGCGCCUAUGCCAAUCGCACUGCGCUCUUCCCAGACCUGCUGGCUCAGGGCAACGCGUCCCUGAGGCUGCAGCGCGUGCGCGUGGCUGAUGAGGGCAGCUUCACCUGCUUUCUGAACAUCCGGGACUUUGGCAGCGGCAGCGCUGCGGUCAGCCUGCAGGUGGCAGCCCCCUACUCAAAGCCCAGCCUGACCCUGGAUCCCAACAAGGACCUGAGGCCCGGGGACACGGUGACCAUCACGUGCUCCAGCUACCGGGGCUACCCCAAGGCCGAAGUGUUCUGGCAGGAUGGGCAGGGUGUGCCCUUGACCGGCAACGUAACCACGUCGCAGACGGCUAAGGAGCAGGGCUUGUUCGACGUGCGCAGUGUCCUGAGGGUGGUGUUGGGCACUAAUGGCACCUACAGCUGCCUGGUGCGCAACCCCGUGCUGCAGCAGGACGCUCAUGGCUCUGUCACCAUUACACCGCAUAGAAACCCCACAGGUGCUGUGGAAGUCCAGGUUCCCGAAGACCCCGUGGUAGCCCUCGUGGGCACUGACGCCACCCUGCGCUGCUCCUUCUUGCCUGAGCCCGGCUUCAGCCUGGCACAGCUCAACCUCAUCUGGCAGCUGACAGACACCAAACAGCUGGUGCACAGCUUCGCCGAGGGCCGCGACCAGGGCAGCGCCUAUGCCAAUCGCACUGCGCUCUUCCCAGACCUGCUGGCUCAGGGCAACGCGUCCCUGAGGCUGCAGCGCGUGCGCGUGGCUGAUGAGGGCAGCUUCACCUGCUUCGUGAGCAUCCGGGACUUCGGCAGCGCCGCGGUCAGCCUGCAGGUGGCAGCCCCCUACUCAAAGCCCAGCAUGACCCUGGAGCCCAACAAGGACCUGCGGCCCGGGGACACGGUGACCAUCACGUGCUCCAGCUACCGGGGCUACCCCGAGGCCGAAGUGCUCUGGCAGGAUGGGCAGGGUGCGCCCUUGACCGGCAACGUAACCACGUCGCAGAUGGCUAAUGAGCAGGGCUUGUUCGACGUGCGCAGUGUCCUGAGGGUGGUGUUGGGCGCUAAUGGCACCUACAGCUGCCUGGUGCGCAACCCCGUGCUGCAGCAGGACGCUCAUGGCUCUGUCACCAUCACAGGGAACUGAGUACCUGCCUGGAUCUGGAGGUGUGGGCGGGAGUUCUGCAGCAGCCACGAGGCAUGGCUCUGGAGUGCUUUCCUACGGGAACCUCUCCAAGUGCUGGGAAGGUGUUGCUACAUCACCAUCUGAUGCUGGGCACCAUCUGUCUGCGAGGCCCUGAGAGACAGCUGGGCCUCUCCAGGUGGCCAUACCCCUCACCCCAUCAAUGUCAGCUCUCCUGAUGGAGUUGAGCGGGACCCAGGCAGCCUUUGGAACAGCCGGCUCUCUCUGCUGCCCCCAUGUGGUCAAACACUAGAUCAACGCCGCCCCUGUGGCAGUUGCCGCCAUCUCUGGUUUUGGGGUCCUAGCCCAGACACACUUCCCUUCCUUUAGUGCCCACCUGAGUGGCACUCAGGUGAAGCGGGCUCAGGCCCACACUCAGGCCAGGAGAGGCAGUCUUAAUCCUUGUUUGGACCUCAUUCUGGCUCCUCUGUCCCUCCUCAUGGGCCAACUAAGCUUUCCCAGGGGUCUCCCUGCAUUCUCUGGGGUCAGGACAGCACGUUCUGUCCAUCUGGUUCUCCUAUUUUCUCUUCCAUGACUUCCACCCGACCCACAGCCCAUGCAAGUCCUAAUUCCCCUGGUGGCCAGUUUCUGCAUAAGCCUCUGGACUCACAGACUUAUUCCUAUCUUCCUGUUGCCCCCACUUACAUGGACAUUACGUGGCCUUCACUUCUGCAAGCUCAGAGGCAGUGCCCAUCACACUUGCCUUCUAGAAAUUCAGGCUCAUUCCUCCUUCUCUUUUAGGGUUUUCCUUCUGGCAAGGCUGUGUUCCCUCUGCCCACCCCCUCCCCAAGAUUGAUCCCACCCUCUUUCUGGAGACCCUCAGGUCUGUACUUUCCGUGGAGGAGUCACUGCCCUGGGCUGUUGGAUGUCCCGAGGGGUCUCUUUGACCUUUUAGAGAACAGUAUAUGGUCUGAUGUAUCCACAGGAGAGAAUCAGAAAUAUUAGAUAGAGCAGGAUUGACAGAGAAUGUGAAGCUUUCAGAGAAGGCGGGGGGGGGGGGUGGUCAGAACGGGCUGGAGUUUCAGGAGAAGUCUCUAGGGACAGGUGGGAGUUGAGGGGACCUUGAAGGAUUGGUGAACUCUGUGAUAAUUUGCACAUUGAGCUGAAUUGGAUAUUCGCCACACUGUGUAGAAAGGGCUUGUGAAUAUAAAUGUGGUUAUACUCAUGUACCUGAAGAUGCAGGUCUGAGCCCUACUCUGUCCUUGACUGGUGGGAUGAGGGCAAGGCUGACCUGUGCUCCAGGCACCAACAACAGCCUAGAGGUGGACAUAGCAAGAGCCCCUCCUCCUGGGUACUUCUGUGGCUCUGCUCCAUGCUUUGUUGCAAGAGCCCCACCCUGGGAUCCCCAGGGGUUUCUUCCGUGUGCUUCAUGGACUGGCCUCUCAUGUCAGCUGCCAUCCUCCUUUCCUGCUCACUGGGGACAUUUACCCCACCUAAGAGAAAAAUCUUUAUUGAAAAUUUCAGUAGCUGACAUUUAAAGUGCUUUCAUUUCACAGAUGAGGAAACUGGAACCCAGAGAGAAGAGAGGACUUUCCCAAGGCCACAGGCUAGCACAGGGGCUCUGACUCUUUCGGUGAUUAGACACCUCUCUGAAAAUUGGAUGCAUGAUAAUAUAUGCAGUCACUUGCAUUUAAGUUUUGAGCGUUUGUGGCCCCUCUAAACUCAAACAUGGGGGUCUGUGGCCCUUGGCUCCGGCAGCCUGCCGUGAGCAGAUGAACCGGAACCAGAAUCCAACUUUUAGCCUCUCAGCCUAAUUUUCUCUCCUCCCCACCACCCAGCCUCCUGUUUUUGUGAGAGCAGGUCUGGCCUACUUUGGAGCCCUUGGCCUGUAUUUUGCUUCAGGCAGCUUUGAGCCUUGUUAAACACUCUGGGAUUGAGACUUUCAGUCCUCCAGCCUGGUCUCUCCCGCUCGCGGGGGUGCUGUAUGUGGAGGGGGCUUUAUGGAGCAAACACUGGACGUGGAGCCUGGAGAUGCAGGUCUGAGCCCCGCUCUGUCCUUGACUGGUGGGCUGAGGGCAAGUCUGACCUGCGCUCCAGGCACCAACACCAGCCUGAGGGUGGCCAUAGCAAGAGCCCCUCCUCCUGGGUAUUUCCGUGGCUCUGCUUUCCUGCAGGGGCCUCACCCUGGGAUUCCCAGAGGUCCCUUCCAUGAGCUUCAGGGACUGACCCUCCAGGCCCCUCGUAUCAGCUCCUGUCCUCCUCCCCUGCUCCUGCUCACCAGGGUGAUGGGUCCCUUUGCUGCCAAUGUCCAGAGCGGCAGCGUUGCCAGCCACGCCCGUUGAAAGUGACAUUGGCUGCAAAUCCCUGCAUCCGUGUCACGGUCUCCACUGCCCAAGGGUUCAUGGCGCUGCUGUCUGCUCUGACAGCACCUUCUGCAGGAGCUGCCUUCCCCCUGGCUUUUGUUAGAUUUGUCGUCUCCAGGGCCUCUGCUCAGGACCCCGCGUGGGUCCUGGGACUGGGCUGGAGGAUGGUGUGCUCAGAACAGCUGCUGGCCCUGACCCAGGCGAGGGUGGCUCAACUCCUUCCCUUUGCCCUCAGCGUUUCACAGAAACAUUCCCCUGGCAAGUCUCUUCCUCUUGGGUAAACCCAGAGCCUUCACUCUGGCACCCUCAGUGUCCGCCCUCAUCUUUACACGGGAAUCUGCAAACAUCUUCUGUCAAGGGCUGGAUAAUGUAUAUUUUAGGUUUUGUGGGCCACAUACCGUCUUUGUUACUACUGCUGCUGCUGCCUCUCCUUUUGUUGGUAACCCUUUACAAAUGUAAAACUAUCAUUAACUCAAGGGUUGUACAAAAACAGGCCACAGGCCAGAUUUGGCCCACGGGCUGUAGUUUGCCAACUCCUGAUCUAUAAGAUGGGGGGGGGGGUAUCACCAGGUGGGACUGGGGUAAUCAGGGAGGGCCUCCCGAGGAGGAAUCGUAAGCUAGAUGGGGAGUUAGGGAGCAGUUUUUAGGUAGAGGAAACUGGCAGCAAUGGUGAGGGGGCUGGAAGGAACCUCUGCAGAGAAUGGUUAGGAUACCAGUUUGGCUGGAGCAGUGGAAUUACAAAGAAGAAGACUGAAGCACUAUUCUCAUGUCAGUAGGGAGCCAUGGAAGGUUCUUGAGCAUCAUCAACCACAGACUCUUCAGCCCUCCCAGGUUGAGGCAUGUCCACGGCAGCCACGGCCGUCAGGGUUUAGAGGGUGUAUGGUUGGGCAGGGAAGGGGCCCGGGAACUUAAGUAAGCUCUUUUCAUGGUGUCGGGGCCCAGUGAGGGUAGGAGCCCCUGUUCACACCUUGGAGGCAGAGGGGCUGUCCUCAGGGCCACUGGGGGCCAGGCAUGACUGUCUCUCUCCAUUCUCCCCAUCUC